Molecule: messenger RNA, 3944 nt
Organism: Oncorhynchus kisutch (coho salmon)
Lineage: Eukaryota; Metazoa; Chordata; Actinopteri; Salmoniformes; Salmonidae
Gene: slc32a1
Product: solute carrier family 32 member 1
Exons: 2
Coding region: 552-2159 (535 amino acids)
Biological process (GO): amino acid transmembrane transport
Cellular component (GO): vacuolar membrane
Molecular function (GO): L-amino acid transmembrane transporter activity
Source: RefSeq, a predicted model, not a curated record
GGGGUGGCUGCGCCCGCUGGGGGCUGGAGACGUGUUUCACGAAGCAGAGUCCUUGCAUUGGCAGGCUGAUGAUGACACGUGCCUCCUCUUUACCACCCCCAGGCUCAAGCGUACCGCAUUGGCAUCGGUAACGAACAAGGAAAACCAACUGUGGAAGCGCUGCUGCAACCGUUAUUAUCAAUAAACCAACUAAAUAUUAGAAAUUGCAACGCGCAAUUUAGAGUAAUCCUCUGCGUAAUAAAUUGUUUUCCUUCAGAAAAAUCGUGUAUCCAGAUCGGACGUUUUCGUCGAGCUAAAGAAGAGAGUGCGUUAUUAACAAGAUGCAGAGACGGAGCGCCGACGUCUGAAGGUGACAUGAACCUGGGGAUGAUCAAGAAGUGGAGAUAGCAACUGAACAACCAUCAGGCCUUUAUCAAACCACUGUUUGUACCAUAGCAUUGUUUUAUUAAUGUAAAGAAACAUAUCUGCAAACUAAAGUUGUUGACUAUUUAUUGUAUUUGAAUUAGAAAAAAAACGUCACCGACUAGGUAAACCAGACAGAGGAAGCAACAAUGGCACAUUUAAUUCGAAGCAAGUUUCAAAAUAAACUGUCAAAUGCGGCAACUUCCAUGUCGAAUAAAUCCACUGCGAAGGUGAGCGGCAUGAUGGCCAGGAUGGGCUUCCAGGCCGCCACAGACGAGGAGGGACUGGGCUUCGCCGCAUGCGAUGAUUUGGAUUACGACCACCGGCAAGGACUGCAGAUGGACAUCAUGAAAUCGGAUGACAUGGGUGGUGGAGACGCUGGAGAAGGGAGUGGAGAGGGUGGCAUGGCUGGAGGAGAAGACGGAAUGGCGACUGGGGACAGCCACUACCAGAGAGAUGGCACCGGACCCCCGCCCUCCGGUUCUAAAGCCUCAGGUCUGGGCGAAGAAGAAAAAUCACCAAAAAUCACCGCUUGGGAAGCGGGCUGGAACGUCACCAAUGCAAUCCAGGGGAUGUUCGUUCUGGGUUUACCAUACGCCAUUCUCCACGGGGGCUACCUCGGACUGUUUCUCAUUAUUUUCGCCGCCGUGGUAUGUUGCUACACGGGGAAAAUCCUCAUCGCCUGUCUGUACGAGGAGGACGAAGACGGUCAACUGGUGCGUGUGAGGGACACAUACGUGGACAUAGCCAACGCGUGUUGUCAGCCGAGGUUUCCAUCUUUAGGUGGUCAUAUCGUGAAUGUAGCCCAGAUCAUUGAGCUGGUAAUGACGUGUAUCCUGUACGUUGUUGUGAGCGGUAACCUGAUGUACAACAGCUUUCCCACGCUUCCUAUCUCUCAGAAGUCCUGGGCCAUAGUGGCCACCGCCGCCCUGCUACCCUGCGCCUUCCUCAAGAACCUCAAGUCCGUCUCAAAAUUCAGCUUGCUGUGUACUAUCGCGCACUUCGUCAUCAACAUCCUGGUAAUUGCCUACUGCCUCUCCAGAGCGCGUGACUGGGCCUGGGACAAAGUCAAAUUCUACAUCGAUGUAAAGAAGUUUCCGAUUUCUAUUGGAAUCAUUGUGUUCAGUUACACCUCUCAGAUUUUCCUUCCGUCGCUCGAGGGGAACAUGCAGAAGCCCAGCGAGUUCCAUUGCAUGAUGAACUGGACCCACAUCGCCGCGUGUGUCCUCAAAGGUCUGUUCGCCCUCGUGGCCUACCUGACUUGGGCGGAUGCCACCAAGGAGGUCAUCACAGACAACCUGCCCUCAACCAUCAGGGCUGUCGUAAACCUCUUCUUAGUGUCCAAAGCCUUACUGUCAUACCCAUUACCAUUCUUCGCUGCAGUCGAGGUUUUGGAGAAAUCCUUUUUUAAUGAACAAGAACGCACGUGGUUCCCAAAUUGCUACGGGGGCGAUGGACGCCUGAAAGCGUGGGGCCUCACUCUCAGAUGCAGCCUUGUGGUGUUCACGUUGCUCAUGGCCAUUUAUGUACCGCAUUUUGCCCUUCUCAUGGGUCUAACCGGCAGCAUGACGGGCGCGGGGCUGUGCUUUCUGCUCCCCAGCCUCUUCCACCUCAAGCUGCUAUGGAGAAAGCUGCUAUGGCACCACGUAUUCUUUGAUGUCGCUAUAUUUGUAAUAGGAGGCAUAUGCGCUAUCUCCGGUUUCAUCCACUCAAUGGAGGGACUCAUAGAAGCUUAUAAAUAUGGCAUAGAAGAUUAGCCAAGCAACAGUCUGCUGGAUAUAGAUGUUACUGCACAUCCAUCUUAAAGUGAAUAACUGAAAUCACCACUGAGCGCAGUCAGCCCAUGCUUACACAAUUCAUGCGAAAUAAAUGCGCGCACAGAAUGCAGUGCACGCACACAUUUUCGCGUGCUCAUUACACCCUUGCAUUGACACACACACGCGUGCGCGCGCGGAGAGUGAGAGACCCAAAAGUGACAAAACAUGACACACGAUAUGGACAAUUCAACUUGUAAUGUAUAGCCUAAAUAUGACUAAAUGAAUAUCCAUAUGUUUCAGUGGAGUGAAGGUUUACAAUAGUUCAGUCGACCUAAACAAAAUGGCUAAAUGAGCAAUGCGUCAUUUCAUCUCUCUUAUGGAGGUCUCGUGCCACCUGGAGAGCCAUUUCAUUUGACAUUCAAGUUUACAUUCUUAGAAAAAAAAAGCUUCUGGAGAGAACCAAAAAGGGUCCUAUGCUUGCUUCAUGUAUGGCACAACUUAAGAUUCUAUAUAGAACCAACGUUGGUCUAGAACCCUAUAUGGAACCCAAGGGUUCUAUAUUGAAAAACGUUUGGUUCCGUGGAGAAUAACCCCUGGGGGUUCUGAUCAAAGAACCCUGCAAAAUGGUGCUAUAUAGAACCUUUCGGGGUGCUAAGCAAUAAAACCCUUGUUGGUUCUUUCCAGAAGCGUUUAUUAUAGGAGUGCGUGUGGUUGUGGACUUUGACAAUUCAACGGCAUAAUUUGACUAAAUGGUACAAACGAAGCUGUACGUUUUGAUAUGAUGCCAUUUUCUUCUUCUAAAUUAUUAGCAAUAUUUCAAAUAUUGUAAUGUGGACCUAUCAAGAUGACAACUAAUAUAAUGACAAUAAAGUAUAUCACCAAGACAGAAUAAAUAGAAUACUUUUGUUUUAUUUAUUUAACAAGCAAGUAGGUUAAGAACAAACUAUUAUUUACAAUGACGGCCUACACCUAUACAUAUCAUGGAUUAUGCCCAUAUAACGUGUUACUGAAUACUAGGAAUAUCUCAAAUAUCUUUAUUGAGAAGUAAUUAUUCUCUCCAAGCGCUAUAAUGGAAACAGUAUGAUUAUGGUGGUCUAAUUACAUGCACAGCUACGUUAACUAUGCAUUGAAUGUAUGAUAUUGAGACAGAUAAGAAAAUCAUUCUGGAGUUGGAAGGUGGAAAAGAAAACGGUGAUAACCAGAGUAAGGAAAGACGUGUUUUGGAUAUUUGAAUGAAUAACCAUUAGCCUACAACAUAUCGUUAGGCUUACACUUACCUGUCGCACAUGAAAUUGUGAGGGGAAAAAAACGGCAAAUCCCCUUGAAGUCAAAAAGCCAAAACGUUAGCGUUCGGAGAACGGCGUUUUAGGACCACAAGUUCCAAAGUUAUUUGACCCAUAUUCGCCCUAGACAGAGGAAAAUACUGUCGCGUCAGUAAGAACACCCAACCCACAUGGAAUUCUGUCACUCUCAAUUCGAAUUUAUCCCCUGUUUCACAUUAUGCAUUUUAAUUGUAAACUAUUCAUGCGAUAUUAAUGUGAAUAAUUCGAGGUCCGGAAUCAAGUGUCUGAAUAACACAAAUAUGAAGACAUCAUACAAAGAAGAACAUGCCCAUAAAGACAUUUUUUCAUUCUGUGCAAUCCAACGGGUCACGUGGAAAUGUUAUAAAACCGUAUGUGUAGUGUUAUUGUGGUUUCAAAAAGAUGGAAUGUAGCCUAUAUCUCAUAAAUCGUUAUCAUAUACCGUGAAAAUGAAUAUUAAAGAAUAAAGAAAUAAGUGAAAUUA